GUGCUAUAGAGCAGUAGGACGUCGAUCGAUUGUAGCUUGUCAAGACCAGGUGGCAGUGUUGCUGCGUUUAUCCAGGUAACCGAAACGCUGGAUCCCUCACAGGCGAGUUGGGUGGGGAGCCGGCUGACGUUAGUUUAGUGUUACGUGAAGUGAUUUCAUCUAGUUUCUGAUAUUUCAAGAAGGCUUUUUAAAAUGGCUUAUUUAUUACACAAUGCGUGGGAUUAUUACAACAAGACUAUGGAAAAUGGGGACCGCCGAGUCCAGGAAUGGCCACUUAUGCAAGGACCAGGACCCACCAUCACCAUUUGUCUCUCAUACGUCUACUUCGUUAAAGUGUUAGGACCAGCAAUUAUGAAGAAUAGAGACCCUUUGAACAUGCGUUGGUUGAUGGUGGCAUACAAUUUCUUUAUGGUUUUUGUCAGUAUCUACAUUUUUGUUAGGCUUGGUUUUCUUGGGUGGUUUGGAAAAUUCAAUUACAGGUGCCAACCAGUGGAUUAUUCGAAUAGUCCUGAGGCAACUGAGAUGGCUCACCUGGCUUGGUGGUACUACAUCUCGAAGUUUGUAGAGUUCACUGAUACCAUUUUCUUUGUGCUGCGAAAGAAGUUUGGUCAUAUAUCUACUCUUCAUGUUAUACAUCAUGGAGUCAUGCCUAUGAGUGUCUGGUGGGGUGUUAAGUUUACACCUGGUGGCCACAGCACAUUCUUUGCAUUUGUGAACAGCUUAGUACACAUUCUUAUGUACAUCUACUAUGGUUUAGCUGCCAUUGGUCCACAUAUGUACAAGUACUUGUGGUGGAAGAAAUACAUGACUGGAAUUCAGAUGGUUCAGUUCAUCAUGAUUUUUGUACAUUCUUUCCAACUCCUGUUCCGUGACUGUGACUAUCCAAAGGGUUUUAUGUGGUGGAUUGGCUUCCAUGCUGUUCUCUUCUGGUUCCUUUUCUGGGACUUCUAUAAAAAUGCCUAUGGAAAACCUAAGAAAAUGGAAACUACUCUUUCUAAUGGAACCAAGCAUAUGGCAAAUGGCAAAGCAAAUGGCAUUGUAAAUGGCUUGAUUAAAGAAAAUGGCAUUCAUCGAAAUGGCAACAUUCAGAAGAAUGGCCUGCACAAGAGACAUGAAAACAGCAGCAAUGGUGUCAGCAUGAAUGGGAAAAAUCAUGAUCUUUAAUAUACUGUUGUACUUAUAUCUAUAUAUAUAUGGUGGAACAAUUCGUCAAAUUAAUGUAUUUUGGUAAUAAUGUUGAGCAGUAGUUGUUCUGGUUAGCAAAAGUUAUGAUUUAAAAAAAAACAUUUCAUUUUUGUGAAUUGGUAAAUAAAAUUACUACAAAAGGAAUCAGUUAUUCAAGUUGCUGGUCUCCAAGUUUCAAAUUUCUACCCAUUUUAAGACAAAUUUGCUUACCAGGCCUCUGCUGGUGAUGUUACCCAGACAUCAACUAUGGGCAUGUUGGAUAUUAUCAAUUUCUAUAACAGUGUUUAGUUCACUUGAAUUUGAGCAGAAAUAAACCUCAAAAAGCUUUGGCAGGUUUGCUCAAGCAGAAAUCAGUAGUCAUCAUCAGUAGAGCAACCAUAAUUUUUAGUUUAAUUAUGAGAUUAAAAGGAAAUAUAUAUAUAUAUGUGUGAGUGUUUUAUUUUUCCUUUUGCAGUAAAUUUUUUUGUCGUCUCCAUCACUUUCAGCUCCCUUUGACAUGCAACCAUUCAUUUUUAUUUCAAUAUAGGAUGAACCAUAUUGUUGUAAAGUUGGUAAUCGAUAUGUUAAAUAAUCAGGUCUAGUAAACGUUUUUGUGGAUGUAUCUUCUCAAUAUUUGACUUUUUUGCACUUCUCCAUGUUACUUUUGGAGAUUUUUUUAAUGUAUGUUUUUGAUGUAAAAAUUUAACAUAAUAAUUAUUUUACAUAGUACUGAAACUAAUUAUGCAAAGAGGAGUUAAUUUGUUUUAAUUACUUGAGCUUUACAUUAUAUGACAAUUUGUAAUGGUGUUUUUUUCAUGUUUAUUCCUAGCUAGAUUUCACUCUGCACUUUCUUCGGUUUAGAUUGUAAGGUCCCUUUUGAUACCUUACUCUGCAAAAACCAAACUCAAAAAAAGCUGGUGACAAGAGCUGAAUCUUAUUCUCUUGUAGCACAAGAUAGGUGCCUUAACACCAUCUAGGCAUAGCAAAUGAUUAACAUAAAUAAGAAUGUAUUUCAUUGUUCUUGCUUUUUAUACAGCUUUUGACCCACAGUGGGAUGACUCUUCACGAAAAUUCUAAAAUCUUUGCACCUAAUCAUGUGAUUCGAUGAAAUUAUAGCAGUUUGUUUUCUGUUCAUAUUUAUAGUUGUAAAGUUUUACUUUUUUUAAAUUUAGUUUGAUAACAAAUCUCUACAGCAUUUCCAGUCCUUUGUGUUCAGCAUGAGAUAUUUAUUUGGGCUUUUAACAGUACUUAAAGGUGUGAGUGAGCAACUUUUGCAUCACUCUGUACUUAUAGUAUGUUGAUAUAACUCUGCACUGCCAACUGUUUAAGGUUUUUUGUUCUUAUGAAAGUUUAUGUCUACUUAACAGUACAUUUCCUAGCAUUAUAAUUGUUGGGACCAACAUAUAUGAGACUAUUUCUUGCAGCUGUUUGUUAUCUAGUUGUUAUCCUUUUCUAAUAAGGAUGAGUUGUGCAUUUGAUUCAAAAGCAAACUGCCGCCAAGUAUUUACAACAUAACAGUUGCUUGUUUGAUUUCAAAUUAAGCGAAAGGCUUGCAAAAGUGGCAGUGAACUCAAUAGGAAACUUUGUACAAAUAUUGAUGUAUAAGCCAAUUUCUGGAAUGCUUUAACAAAUAAAGGUUAUUAUCACUAAA
Molecule: messenger RNA, 2815 nt
Organism: Limulus polyphemus (Atlantic horseshoe crab)
Lineage: Eukaryota; Metazoa; Arthropoda; Merostomata; Xiphosura; Limulidae
Product: elongation of very long chain fatty acids protein AAEL008004-like
Exons: 8
Coding region: 193-1164 (323 amino acids)
Biological process (GO): fatty acid elongation, saturated fatty acid; very long-chain fatty acid biosynthetic process; fatty acid elongation, monounsaturated fatty acid
Cellular component (GO): endoplasmic reticulum membrane
Molecular function (GO): fatty acid elongase activity
Source: RefSeq, a predicted model, not a curated record